Molecule: messenger RNA, 1229 nt
Organism: Cucurbita maxima (winter squash)
Lineage: Eukaryota; Viridiplantae; Streptophyta; Magnoliopsida; Cucurbitales; Cucurbitaceae
Product: NADH-cytochrome b5 reductase-like protein
Exons: 13
Coding region: 51-1034 (327 amino acids)
Molecular function (GO): cytochrome-b5 reductase activity, acting on NAD(P)H
Source: RefSeq, a predicted model, not a curated record
CUGCAAUUAUUCCAUUACACAUUUCGUACUCUUUCUUUCCUCUGGUGAUCAUGGCUACGUUCCUCCGAAGGCUUGUAAACGCUGCUCCAGCUCUACGCUCCAAUGCAUUUGGAGGCCAAUCAAAGAUCCAUUCUUCUAAGUAUAGAUUCCCUAUCGGAGCUAUUGCUGCAGUUUCUGGCGGAAUCUCGUAUAUGUAUUAUGUUUCAUCAUCGGAUUUGGUUCAUCUAGAUCAAAAGAGUGAAGCGGGAGGCCCAAAAGUUGCACUCAAGUCCGAUAAAUGGAUUGAAUUCAAGCUGCAAGACACUGCACGGGUUACUCAUGAUACUCAGUUAUUCAGGUUUUCAUUUGAUCCUACUGAAAAAUUGGGGUUGCAUGUUGCUUCAUGCCUCCUGACGAGAGCACCAAGUGGAGUAGAUGCUGAAGGGAAAGUAAAAUACGUUGUACGCCCGUAUACACCUAUAUCAGAUCCUGAUUCAAAGGGAUACUUUGAUCUACUGAUUAAGGUAUAUCCUCAAGGAAAAAUGAGUCAGCAUUUUGCUAGCUUGAAACCUGGGGAUGUGGUUGAAGUGAAAGGCCCCAUUGAAAAGAUCAGAUACUCACCAAAUAUGAAGAAACACAUUGGCAUGAUUGCUGGUGGCACUGGAAUUACUCCCAUGCUUCAAGUCAUUGAUGCUAUAGUAAAAAACCCAGAUGACAAUACCCAGGUCUCGCUGAUUUAUGGGAAUGUGUCGCCUGAUGAUAUAUUGCUUAAACAGAAACUUGAUCUACUUGCAUCUAGCCACCCAAAUUUAAAGGUCUUCUACACUGUUGACAAUCCACCAAAGAGUUGGAAGGGAGGAAAAGGAUACGUAACAAAGGAUAUGGCCAUUAAAGGCUUACCUGCCCCUGGGGACGACACACUAAUCCUCGUAUGCGGUCCACCAGGAAUGAUGAAACACAUAUCUGGGGAGAAGGCUAAAGAUUACUCACAGGGAGAGAUUGCUGGCAUCCUUCAGGAACUUGGAUAUACUAAGGAAAUGGUCUACAAAUUCUAACAAGAUUGACGUAUAAACUUUAUGUGAGGAAGUAUUUUCUGAAGCAUAGGUAGAUUUGAGUCUUUUGACCAAAAAAAUUAAAUCAAAAUAAUUUCCAAGGUGAUGUUCAUUAGAAAAGUUAAUCUUAUGAAGGCCAGUUUAUGUUGGCUUUUUCGAUUUUUUCUUGAAGUGUAUAACACUUGGCUGUUUGUUUCA